GUUGGGAUAAAAUCUUUCAUGUUCGGGUCGCCAAAAUGGGAGACGAGGCCAUGCCAGCUCGAAACAUUUAUCAAGCAAGUAUGUACCGCGUCAAUCGCCCAAAGCCAUAUUACCAAUGCUUUUGUGUGAAAGCGAUCGUCUGGAUACGUUCUAAAAUACAGAAAUGUCAAUACGGCGAUUGCCCCCGAUAGAGCCGUAGCUCCUAACCCUCCAAUAAGGAUGACACCCAGCGAGCCACGUACAUCGAUGUCGAGAUUUGACAUCCUGCGACGCACAAACUGUUUGCAGGGAUGAUAGCGAGGAAGAAAAGUACACCAACGGACAAAGCUUACCCAGGAACUUCAUAUGUACCAUACGUGGCUUAGCCCAUUCUUUGUGCCCCUGUGAGCUCCAAUGGGACAUGGUUAUCCCAGAGCCCAAAAGAACACGACGCGCGCUCAGGAUGCCGCCCAACGAAGUGAGACUCAAUGUGCUCCAAGAGAAACCGGACAAUUGAUAUCAACCGGCUGGGAGACAGCCGACAAAUUGGGAUUUGGACUCAGGGCGAUUCCAGAGUUCCUGAUAGGUGCCUAGAGACAUGGUAGGCCAAUUUUCGAAGCGUUUGGAGUAUACCAGCAUAAGCUUCAUUCAUAGUUGUGGGUAAGACACCUCUUUUCACCUGCCGCGCAUUUCUGACUAUAACCGGUUCGACUUCCCCGAGCGCUGAUGUGGCAUUACGUGAGCACAGGCACCCAUCCGUAGAUAGCAUCAUCCAUUCCCAAAGGACGCAUCCCCACAAAGCAAUCUUCGCC
Messenger RNA from Heterobasidion irregulare TC 32-1, 791 nucleotides. RefSeq lists its product as uncharacterized. The annotation marks the transcript as partial. The transcript is spliced from 6 exons. The record is from RefSeq and is a predicted model, not a curated record. Lineage: Eukaryota; Fungi; Basidiomycota; Agaricomycetes; Russulales; Bondarzewiaceae.